This is a messenger RNA of Leptosia nina, 759 nucleotides long. Lineage: Eukaryota; Metazoa; Arthropoda; Insecta; Lepidoptera; Pieridae. The record is from the annotation of a GenBank genome assembly.
AUGAGCAGCGCCUCGAUGGCGGAUUUUUGUCUAACCUGCUUCAACUACGAAAACUCGCCGAAACCAACCAAUAAAGGCGACAAAAAAGACACCACUUUGAACAUUAUGGACGCCGUAGCGAUGCAUCGUCCUCAGUCGGCCUCGAGUCGUCAAGACGAAGAACUCAUACAGAAGAGUACCAGGGCUCUCUCUUCAACCACUGAUCCGAUGGAGAAGCUGCGUCUCUUGUGCUUGUCUCGCGGUGCGGUGGGGAUUUUGGGUCUUGGAAGGGUAUUCCGUCGUAUGGAUGAUGAUGGCAGCAAGCAGUUGAACAAGGAAGAGUUCAUUAACGGCAUCAAGGAAGCUGGACUUGAACUUUCUAAUUCGGACGCCGAAGAACUAUUUGUAAGAUUUGACACGGACAAGAGCGGUUCCAUCAGCCUAGAUGAGUUCCUCGUUAAGAUAAGGCCUCCGAUGUCUGAAUCUCGGCGCGCUAUAGUGGAGCAGGCGUUUAAGAAGCUGGACAAGACUGGUGAUGGAAUAAUCUCCAUUGAGGAUAUCCGAAACGUUUACUCUGUUAAUUCGCAUCCAAGGUACAUGAGCGGAGAAGAGACUGCUGACCAGGUACUGACCAAAUUCCUCGGUAACUUCGAAACGGAGGGCUCUGUCGAUGGAAAAGUAACAUUGGAAGAAUUCAUGAAUUACUACAGUGGUAUUAGCGUUUCGAUCGAUAAUGACUGUUAUUUUGACUUGAUGAUGCGCCAAGCUUACAAGCUGUAA